This is a messenger RNA of Pteronotus mesoamericanus, 1358 nucleotides long. RefSeq names its product glutathione S-transferase omega 1 (gene GSTO1). Gene Ontology annotation, cellular component: cytoplasm. NCBI's taxonomy places the organism in Eukaryota, Metazoa, Chordata, Mammalia, Chiroptera, Mormoopidae. Gene Ontology annotation, molecular function: glutathione dehydrogenase (ascorbate) activity; glutathione transferase activity. The coding region runs from base 123 to 848 and encodes 241 amino acids. The record is from RefSeq and is a predicted model, not a curated record. The transcript is spliced from 6 exons. Gene Ontology annotation, biological process: L-ascorbic acid metabolic process; glutathione metabolic process.
GCCCGCCCCCGGUUUGCGCAUCUCAGGGGAGGAGGAGGAGGAGAAAGAAAAGGAGGGAGGGGUGACUACUUCCUGAAAACCCUGCAAACCCUGAGCGCCAGCCAGGCCUACGCUGGGCCACGAUGUCCGGAGGGUCCGCCAAGAGCCUGGAGAAGGGAAGCGCGCCCCCAGGACCAGUCCCGGAGGGCCUGAUUCGCGUCUACAGCAUGAGGUUCUGUCCAUUCGCCGAGAGGACGCGCCUCGUCCUGGAGGCCAAGGGAAUCAAGCAUGAAGUCAUCAACAUCAACCUGAAAAAUAAGCCCGAGUGGUUCUUCAAGAAGAAUUCCUUUGGUCUGGUGCCAGUUCUGGAAAACAGUAAGGGCCAACUGAUCUGUGAGUCUGCCAUCACCUGUGAGUACCUGGAUGAAGCAUAUCCAGGAAAGAAGCUGUUUCCAGAAGACCCCUAUGAGAAAGCGAGCCAAAAGAUGACCUUUGAGUUAUUUUCUAAGGUACCAUCUUUGAUAGGAAGCUUUAUUAGAAGUAAAACUAAGGAGGACCGCUCUGGCCUGAAAGAAGAACUUCGUAAAGAAUUCAGCAAGUUUGAGGAGGUUUUGGCCAAUAAGAAGACAACUUUCUUGGGUGGCAAUUCAGUUUCUAUGAUUGAUUACUUCAUCUGGCCCUGGUUUGAACGACUGGAAGCAGUGGAGUUAAAUGAGUGUGUAGACCACACUCCAAAACUUAAGUUAUGGAUGGCAGCCAUGAGGAAAGAUCCCACUGCAUCAGCCCUCCUCACUGAUACGAAAACCUUGCAGGGUUUCUUAAAUCUCUACAUGCAGAACAGCCCGGAAGCCUGUGACUAUGGGCUCUGAUGGGGGUACGAGUCAACAGUGAAGAUCUGUCUGAUAUUUUCCUUCACUAAUAUGAAUAGUAACACACUUUUAUUUUACUAAGUGCUCUCAUGUCUCUUUGGAUUACCUUCUCUUUUUGACAUCACAGCACAGCUGUGGUAUUUCCUCAAGGCCCUCCUGCAGAAAUGUAACCACAUUUCCUGCUAGGAUGCUCAAAUCCUCUCUAGCGAGAUUAGACUUCAAUCUAGAUUUCUAACUGUCCGUAGGACAUUUCCAUUUGGAUACUCUGUUGUCAUUUCAAGAGAUGCCUCUUAAGUUUGUCUUUGAAUAAAUAAAAUCUUUACAAAAAGAAAAAGCCCUGUCUGGUAUAGCUCAGUGGAUUGAGUGCUGGCCUCCGAACAAAAGGGUUGCCAGUUUGAUUCCCUGUUUAGGGCACAUGCCUUGGUUGUUGGUCCCCAGUGGGAGGUGCUGAGAGGCAACCACACAUUGAUGUUUCUCUUCCUUUGGCCCUCCUUUCUCUCUAAAAAUAAA